AUGGUGACAAAAACAUUCCUUCUUCUUCUCUUUUGUUCCUUGAUCAGAUGCUCAACAUCCAACGACACUCUUCGAAGAGGCUCCUCGCUAUCUGUCGACGAUGAUUCACACCUCAUAACCUCCCCAGACAACUCUUUUACAUGUGGCUUCUAUUCCUUCCAAACAAAUGCUUACUGGUUUGCAAUAUGGUUCAAGAACUCCAAGGACCGCACCGUCGUUUGGACGGCCAAUCGCAACAGACCUGUUAACGGUCGUGGCUCAAAGGUGACAUUUCGGAAAAAUGGAGUCAUGGUCUUGACUGAUGUGGAUGGCAUGGUCGUGUGGGAGACCAACACAACCUCGACAGACGCAAACUACGCGGUGCUGCUUAACACAGGUAAUCUUGUAAUGAAGAACCAAAAAGGGCAGAUUAUUUGGCAAAGCUUUGACUAUCCAACUGAUACUCUUUUGCCUUCCCAAACACUAACAAAGAGCAAAAGCUUGAUAUCUGCUUCCAGAAAAGAAAGUGUUGAAUCUGGGUAUUUUAGAUUGAACUAUAAUAACAUUAACGUUUUAACGUUAAAUUACGAUGGCCCAGAAGUAUCAAGUGUGUACUGGCCUAGUCCUAAUCCCGGGUUUAAUGUUUGGGAUUUCGGAAGAACCUCAUCGAACAGUAGCAAAGUUGCAGUCUUUAACGAUUUUGGUGUGUUUAAUUCGAGCGAUGGGUGGAAUUUUAGCGCUUCAGAUGCGGGUUUUGGGAUAAGAAGGAGGCUAACCAUGGACUAUGAUGGUAAUCUCAGAAUCUAUAGCUUGAAUGACUCAACUGCAUUAUGGUCGAUUUCGUGGCAAGCUAUUGCACAACCAUGUGAUGUUCAUGGAAUUUGUGGGAGAAAUGGGAUUUGUAUCCAUGGAGAAAAAGCACAAUGUUCAUGUCCACCUGGUUUUGAAUGGAAUGACCCUACCGAUUUAACUCAGGGUUGUAACCCACCUUUCAAGAAAACAUGUGGAAACUCCUCAAGGUUUCGAUUUCUGGAACUACCAAAAACAGAUUAUUAUGGCUUUGAUUUGAAUAGAUCACCACCCAUUUCCUUUGAAGCUUGUAGGGACCUCUGCUUGAGAGAUUGCAGAUGUGAAGCAUUCAAUUACAGGAUAACAGGUGAAGGUUCUUGCUAUGCGAAAAGUGCUCUUUUCAACGGCCUACGGUAUCCUAAUUUUCGAGGCACGACCUACUUGAAAGUGCCAACAAGCAUGGAAACCCCCGAGUUUUCCUCAAUCUUUACAUGCACAGAUGCCCCAGUAGUCAUGAUAGGAUCUCCAUCCAUGUACGAAUCACCCGACAAAAAGGUGAAAUGGAUCUAUCUAUACUCGAUCGCUAUAGCCAUUGGUGUGGUAGAAGCUUUGCUUAUAUUAUUGGGGUGGUGGGUUUUCUUUGGAAAUAAUGCAUUAGUAGCGAGCUUAGAAGACGGGUAUCGCAUGAUAUCAAGUCAGUUCCGGGGUUUUACUUAUCAAGAACUGAUAAAGGCAACAAAUAACUUUAAGGUUGAGAUAGGCCGAGGCGGCUCGGGGGCCGUGUAUAAAGGGGUUUUAGAAGACCAAAGGAUGGUGGCUGUGAAAAGACUCGGAGAUGUGAGUGAAGGAGGCGAGUUUUGGGCAGAAGUGAGCACGAUAGGUAAAAUCAAUCACAUGAAUCUAGUACGAAUGUGGGGAUUCUGCUCGCAGAAGCAACAUAAACUUGUCGUAUACGAGUACGUGCAGAAUCUUUCUCUUGACAAAAGACUCUUCUCCUCGAGUUUUCUUCAGUGGGAACAAAGGUUCAAUGUUGCCAUAGGCAUAGCGAAAGGUUUGGCUUAUCUUCACCAUGAGUGCCUAGAAUGGGUGAUUCAUUGUGAUGUAAAGCCGGAAAACAUUCUUUUAGAUGCUGCUUUCGAACCCAAGAUUGCUGAUUUCGGUCUUGCAAAGCUGUCUGAGAGAGGUGGACAAAAUUCAAAGUUCACUAAGAUCAGAGGGACGAAAGGCUAUAUGGCUCCGGAAUGGGCUCAUAACCUGCCUAUCACAGCAAAGGUCGACGUGUAUGGCUAUGGGGUCGUGGUUUUAGAAAUGGUAAAGGGAAUUCGACUUCCUAAUGUCAUUGUUCAAGGAGAAGAGGAAGAAUCAGCGCUAAUGAGGUUUGUAAGGUCAACGAAAAGAAAGAUUCUAAAAGGAAAAGAGUUAUGGAUCGAAGAGAUUAUGGAUCCGAGGUUGGGAGGGUUAUAUAGUAGGAAGCAGGCUGCAAAACUCGUUGAAAUUGGUAUUGCUUGUGUGGAGGAAGACAGAAACAAAAGGCCAACAAUGGGUUCGAUAGUCCAAGUUUUAAUUAAUUGCGAAUCUGAGUUGUUCUACAAAGAAUAGGACA
This is a messenger RNA of Cynara cardunculus var. scolymus (artichoke), 2371 nucleotides long. RefSeq names its product putative receptor protein kinase ZmPK1. Bases 1 to 2367 code for a protein of 788 amino acids. Gene Ontology annotation, molecular function: ATP binding; protein serine/threonine kinase activity. The transcript has a single exon. Gene Ontology annotation, biological process: recognition of pollen; protein phosphorylation. NCBI's taxonomy places the organism in Eukaryota, Viridiplantae, Streptophyta, Magnoliopsida, Asterales, Asteraceae. The record is from RefSeq and is a predicted model, not a curated record.